GAAAUCAAAAUGGGAAGGAACGCUUUGUGGUUUCUGUCGGUUUUGAUCCCAGUUGCUGUCCACGGAAGCUUUGACACUAGUGGUGUCUACUUCAAUGGUGAUUUUAAUCGUUUCCUUGACGAUCCGUUGACGGUUCUUACCACCAAGGCCAAUGUAAGCGCUGGGCAGUGCGCCUCGUCAUGCCUCAGUAAUUCUGAGUGUUACAGCGUGAACUAUCGCCAGGAAAACGGCACGUGUGAACUUCACGCGCCUUCAAGCCCGGGCGGUACAUCUCCGAGCUGUUUGAUGGGUUGGCACCAUUACUCCAGGGAGAAUUUCACUCGUUUAGAGAAUCCGUGUGCAAGAGGCGUGUGCGGGCGCAGUGGCUCGUGCUCGUACGCGUGCCAGGGUGACGUCCUAGUCCCCAGCUGUGCAUGUGGAGCGAACGCAGACCCCACGCACUGCGACUCGUAUGCCGUUGCCACUGAGAACAACAAGCGGUUCCGUUUGUUUUGGUGGUGGGAAGCUGGAGCCUCCUGGCCUUCUGGAUACACUGAUGUCUUACAGGAUGACUACGGGACUUGCACCCCCGACCAAGCUGUCUGCUUGUCGCGAUUGCCCUCUGGACUAACCGAGUCCGAACAGGAGUUGUUGGCCAUCGAUGGUCAGGGGACCAAGUACAUUUGGGCUUUCGAUCCCAAUAACAACAUUGCCCACGCCGUCUGGACGACGCUGACUGAGCGUACUGAGUACGCGUAUAAUGUGCUGAGAGAUCAGAACAACUGGGUACCGUAUUGGAAUUCUGGCAGUACAAACUACGGAACGUACGCCCAAGACAGCUUCAUGUACCGCGACCAGAAUGGUAUCAAGUCGCUGAUGCUGGACGACGACCAGUGUGACUGUUAUACCACUCUACAGAUGGGGCAUAGUUUGUGUAGUGGCGGCACCUCCAGUGGUAGGGAUAACAUUCUGGGGCCGGAUAACAUCUACGACCCUGGCUGCAACUACCCCGAACCAGGCAAGAGCCUGUAUCUGUAUUUCCGAGAUGAUGAUGACUGUCUCGUCAACGACUGUGCCCCGGGAACUCUUUGUGUAGAUGGCAUAAAUACGUACACGUGUGUGUAGAAACAUUAUAUCGAACCAGGCGCGGACUGCAGGCGGAGCCGGGAAAUACCAGUAGAUCUAGACUUCAUAUUGAAACUUCUUCGGCCUACGUAGCUCUUAAAGAAAAACGUAUACUUGAAAAGAAAUGAUGUUUACAAAUUACGAUAUACUUCUGAUGAAAAUAAUCUUUAGUCAAUAAA
Messenger RNA from Lingula anatina, 1283 nucleotides. RefSeq lists its product as uncharacterized. NCBI's taxonomy places the organism in Eukaryota, Metazoa, Brachiopoda, Lingulata, Lingulida, Lingulidae. The record is from RefSeq and is a predicted model, not a curated record.